GUAACAUUCAUUGACGGCGUUUGAGUUCAAUUAGUUGAAUUUUCAUUAUUUACGUAGAUAAAUCCUAUGGCUAAGCAUCAUCCCGAUCUUAUUUUUUGUAGAAAGCAACCUGGAGUCGCUAUUGGUCGUUUAUGCGAAAAAUGUGAUGGAAAGUGUGUUAUUUGUGACUCCUAUGUGAGGCCUUGUACUCUUGUAAGAAUUUGUGAUGAAUGUAAUUAUGGAUCUUACCAAGGGAGGUGUGUGAUAUGCGGUGGACCAGGAGUAUCUGAUGCUUAUUAUUGCAAGGAAUGUACUGUUCAAGAAAAAGAUCGAGACGGGUGUCCGAAGAUAGUCAAUCUUGGUAGUUCUAAAACUGAUCUCUUUUACGAAAGAAAGAAGUAUGGCUUCAAAAAAAGAUAAUUUUUACAUAUUGUUUUAUAUGAGUUUUUCUUUAUAUUAAACUUUGUUUCUUUUCAAUCAUUAUGAAUGUAUUUUUCAUUUUUAUAUAUUAAAGUAUGAAUUCAUCGUA
Molecule: messenger RNA, 508 nt
Organism: Nezara viridula (southern green stink bug)
Lineage: Eukaryota; Metazoa; Arthropoda; Insecta; Hemiptera; Pentatomidae
Source: the annotation of a GenBank genome assembly